This is a messenger RNA of Dendrobium catenatum, 835 nucleotides long. Its product is annotated as probable calcium-binding protein CML7. The transcript has a single exon. Gene Ontology annotation, molecular function: calcium ion binding. Lineage: Eukaryota; Viridiplantae; Streptophyta; Magnoliopsida; Asparagales; Orchidaceae. Gene Ontology annotation, cellular component: myosin II complex. The coding region runs from base 120 to 563 and encodes 147 amino acids. The record is from RefSeq and is a predicted model, not a curated record.
UUGUUAUUUCCACUGGUUUCCAUUGAAAGAGAAGCAGUAGGGUUGCCGAACGAAACGACGGAGGAGCGUGCGGAGUAAGCGAAGGGUGAGCAGGAGCGCAGGAGCGAGAGAUCGAAGUAAUGGGGAAAGAUCUCACCGAAGAGCAGGUGGCGUCCAUGCGGGAGGCCUUCACACUGUUCGAUACGGACGGAGAUGGCCGGAUCGCACCGUCGGAGCUUGGAAUCCUCAUGCGUUCGCUGGGUGGGAACCCGACGCAGGCUCAACUGAAGGCGAUCGCGACUGAGGAGGGGCUAACUACGCCUUUCGACUUCACUCGCUUCCUGGAGCUGAUGCGGAAGCACUUGCGAGCCGAGCCUUUUGAUCGCCAACUACGCGACGCUUUCAAAGUGCUCGACAAGGAUUCCACCGGCUUGGUCUCAGUCGCCGACCUCCGCCACGUCCUUACAUCUAUUGGGGAGAAACUCGAGCCGAAUGAGUUCGAUGAGUGGAUCCGCGAGGUUGAUGUCUCGCCGGACGGCACCAUUCGUUACGAGGACUUCAUCCUGCGCAUGGUCGCCAAGUGAUCCUGUUUCGUGGUAUUUAAGGUUUGUGAUCGAUCCUUUAUCUCUCAGAUUAUCUGCAGAUCGGAUGGUUUGUGGUUUGUGCUAGCCUUCUAGGGCUUUUACAGAUCUUAUUUUUUAGGUUGUUUGUUGUGCUGAGAGAUUAAGGAUCUAUGUGAUCGCAUUUGAUCUACUCUAUUAUUAUUUUGUUGUCAUGUUUGGCAUUGUUACAUGAAGCGUUUAAUCAGGGAAAUGUUUGACACAUGUUUGGUUUUCAAAAUUUUUAUUCCUUGCAA